Molecule: messenger RNA, 2741 nt
Organism: Cervus elaphus (red deer)
Lineage: Eukaryota; Metazoa; Chordata; Mammalia; Artiodactyla; Cervidae
Gene: GABRA5
Product: gamma-aminobutyric acid type A receptor subunit alpha5
Exons: 11
Coding region: 362-1750 (462 amino acids)
Biological process (GO): gamma-aminobutyric acid signaling pathway; nervous system process; chloride transport
Cellular component (GO): synapse; neuron projection; dendrite membrane
Molecular function (GO): inhibitory extracellular ligand-gated monoatomic ion channel activity; transmitter-gated monoatomic ion channel activity involved in regulation of postsynaptic membrane potential; GABA-gated chloride ion channel activity
Source: RefSeq, a predicted model, not a curated record
UCUGCAGCGGGGCGGCGCGCGGCCUCGGGCGCGGAGCUGAGCCGCAGGGCGGCGGCGGGAGCGCGGGGGGCGCCCGAGGCGCUCGGCCCGGGAGCACCGGGGAAGUUCGCGCUGGCUGCACGGGGCGGUGACGCCGCACCGGCCUCCGCGCCUGCCAGCCGGGGAGAGCAGACGGGGGAGGAGGAUGCGCCCUCGCCGACGGCUCGCCUUCCCGGGCCGGUGCGCGGGCACCUUGCAGAACAAGGAGUAGCUUGCUGGCUUUGACGCGUGGCAAAUAUUUCAGAAAGCUUCAAGAUCAAGGUGGAGAAAGGAAUAGCUCUUCUUCCAAAUUCAUCUGCUUCAGCUGUUAUUCUUACUGGGAAUGGACAAUGGAAUGUUCUCUAGCUUUAUCAUGAUCAAAAACCUCCUUCUCUUUUGUAUUUCCAUGAACUUAGCCAGUCACUUUGGCUUUUCACAAAUGCCAACCGGCUCUGUAAAAGCGGAGACCGAUGACAACAUCACGAUAUUCACCAGGAUCCUGGAUGGGCUGCUAGAUGGUUACGACAACAGACUGAGGCCUGGGCUCGGAGAGCGUAUCACUCAGGUGAGAACAGACAUCUACGUCACCAGCUUCGGCCCCGUGUCCGACACGGAAAUGGAAUACACCAUCGACGUGUUUUUCCGACAAAGCUGGAAAGACGAGAGGCUUCGGUUUAAAGGGCCCAUGCAGCGCCUUCCUCUCAACAAUCUCCUCGCCAGCAAAAUCUGGACUCCAGACACGUUCUUCCACAACGGGAAGAAGUCCAUCGCCCACAACAUGACCACGCCGAACAAGCUGCUGCGCUUGGAGGACGACGGCACGCUGCUCUACACCAUGCGCUUGACCAUCUCUGCAGAGUGCCCAAUGCAACUUGAAGACUUCCCAAUGGAUGCCCAUGCCUGCCCUCUGAAAUUUGGCAGCUACGCAUACCCUAAUUCCGAAGUCGUCUAUGUCUGGACCAACGGCACCGCCAAGUCAGUGGUGGUGGCAGAAGACGGCUCCAGGCUGAACCAGUACCACCUCAUGGGGCAGACCGUGGGCACGGAGAACAUCAGCACCAGCACAGGUGAAUACACAAUCAUGACAGCUCAUUUCCAUCUGAAGAGGAAGAUUGGGUACUUUGUCAUCCAGACCUACCUCCCCUGCAUAAUGACCGUGAUCUUGUCACAAGUGUCCUUUUGGCUGAACCGAGAAUCAGUUCCCGCCAGGACAGUGUUUGGGGUGACCACGGUGCUGACCAUGACAACCCUCAGCAUCAGUGCCCGGAACUCUUUGCCCAAAGUGGCUUAUGCAACAGCCAUGGACUGGUUCAUAGCCGUGUGUUACGCUUUUGUGUUCUCUGCGCUGAUCGAGUUUGCCACUGUCAACUACUUCACAAAGAGAGGCUGGGCCUGGGAUGGAAAAAAAGCCUUGGAAGCAGCCAAGAUUAAGAAAAAGGAGCGUGAACUUACAAUAAAUAAGUCAACAAAUGCUUACACUACUGGGAAGAUGACCCACCCCCCAAACAUCCCGAAGGAGCAGACCCCUGCAGGGACCACAAAUGCCUCUUCAGCCUCAGUUAAACCUGAAGACAAGACUUCUGAAAACAAAAAGACUUACAACAGCAUCAGCAAGAUUGACAAAAUGUCCCGAAUUAUAUUCCCAGUUCUGUUUGGCACUUUCAACCUCGUCUACUGGGCAACAUAUUUGAAUAGGGAGCCGGUGAUUAAAGGGGCUACCUCUCCAAAGUGAGCUUUCGUGCUCCCAAACUCCAAGAGAGCCAUCCGUCAGUGACGGCACCAAGGAGAGGUUGAACUUGGGGGGCCUCCCUUAUUUGGGCACUAUCUUUCAGGAAAUUUUUGCAUGUUUAAUUAUAUGUACCAAUAAUAUUGCCUUGAUGUUUCUAUAUAUAAUGUCAGAUGUUUCAGAGAUGACACAUUGAUAAAUAAAUCAAGCCACUUUCUAGAAAAACAGGAGUCAUGGCACUGACACUCAGAUGCUCAGCACCUUACACUGAUAGUUUACAAACAGGUAUAUUUUUAACUGUUCCAAGUGUUACCUAACAAUGUUUUUUAUACUUCAGAUGUCAUUUCAUACAAAUUUUCCCAGCAAAUAAAUAUUUUAGGUAAUGCUCCAUGAUUAUUACUUGACCAACUCUCACAAGAAAUGGAUAUCACAAAGCACAUUUUGCAUUGAAAAUGAAACUGUGGGCAUUUAUGUACAAAACUAAUUGCCUUUGAUAAUUCUUUGAAAUUAAAGAAUUUAAUUGCUCUCAAAUUAAAACUAUUGCAUGAUCUUAUGUUAAGAAAUAAAUAUUUGUGCAGACAUUUAAUAAUAGAAGUAUAUAGUAUGUUAGAUUAACAGAUAAAAUAUUUCCCCAAGUUAAAAUUUAACUGUUAAAAAAAUUUUUUUUGUGGAGUGGGAGGGAAACUUACUUCUCUCCCUCUGACCACCCACCCUCGAUCGACUAACUGAACAAUGACCAAGAAAGAAAAGAUCUUAAAACAAAAAGUAGUGUGAUGACAGUCUUGGCAUCUGACCUGAGCAUCCACUGUCUGAAACACUGACCACAAUUCACUGCAGCCAGAGUAUAGUGCUUCAGUGGUGAGAAACUGUAAAUGACUUAUUUUCCAUUUUAUUUCCCUGUAUGUUAUUUCAUGAUUGACUUAUUGCUCUGUAAGCUUUUGUAUAUGAACCUUACAUGUUCAUUAAAAAAUAAAAAUGAAACUGAUCUUGUGGAAAA